This is a messenger RNA of Xenopus laevis (African clawed frog), 2057 nucleotides long. It is a transcript of the gene fut6.L, whose product is annotated as 4-galactosyl-N-acetylglucosaminide 3-alpha-L-fucosyltransferase FUT6. The coding region runs from base 432 to 1484 and encodes 350 amino acids. NCBI's taxonomy places the organism in Eukaryota, Metazoa, Chordata, Amphibia, Anura, Pipidae. The record is from RefSeq and is a predicted model, not a curated record. The transcript is spliced from 2 exons.
UUGUCAGGUUAACACUAGGGAGUGGCUAUAGGUGAGUUAGAUGAAAAAUUGCAGCCAAUGAUAGCAGACUGAUCCCAAGCUGGUUAUUGAGACACAUUUAUAGCACCUGCUAAAUUAUUUGGGAAGGCAUUGAAGUAAACUGUAUUACAUCUAGUUUUAUGGUAAAGUAAAUACCAAGAAAAGGCUAGAUACACUCUUUUAAAAUCAAGAUCAAGAAAUAUAUUUGGGAUAUCACUAACAACAAGAGGUGCAGCCAGACCAGUGACAAGUUCAUUCAGAAGUCACACUGUCAUCAGUACCAAAAACGUGGACAUUGGGCAAAGACCCUACAACACAGACAUGAGAAGUUGAUUCUGUGGUAACACAGCUGCACUCCUUCGUAGAAAGAAUAAAGCGUACUAUGCUGUAGUCAGAAUAUCAAUUUUUUUCCGAUGGAGAAUAAAAUACAGACACUGUCCUGUAGAAAAUUUCUAUUUUUCUUUAUCAUUCAGGUUGUAGCAGCUUUUUUCUUCUUCUCUGUUUCAUUCCAUGGCAAACGCAGAAAUAUUGCAAUUGAGCCAACUGAUACUGUUACUUCAAAGCCAGAGGAACCAGUGAAAAUUAUUCUUCUGUGGACUUGGCCCUUUGAUUUUACGUUUCCCCUGAACCAGUGCCCGAGGGAAUUUGAUGGAACUGGCUGUUUCUUUACGCUCAAUCGCAGCUUGUAUUCAGAGGCAGCUGCUGUUGUUCUACACAGCAGAAAUGUAUGUUCAGAUAGGAAUCAGUUACCACAGGCCCCAAGACCCCCAAAACAAUAUUGGAUUUGGUUUACCUUGGAGUCCCCAAGCCACAAUCCCAACACAGGGUUUAUGGAGAAACUCAUUAAUCUGACCAUGUCUUAUCGUGCUGACUCAGAUAUAUUUACUCCAUAUGGCUGGUUAGAAAGGCAUGAUGGAAAAGAAAACUUCUCUAUGCCCGUGAAGACAAAACUAGUAGCCUGGGCAGUCAGUAACUGGAACCCAAGUGCCAGAAGAAUAAAAUAUUAUGAGGAGUUAAAGAAACACCUCGCUAUUGAUAUGUUUGGCGCAAUGCAUUCACCUCUUCCUAGAACACAACAUAUUGAAAUUCUUUCCCGAUACAAAUUUUAUCUAACUUUUGAAAAUUCAAUUCACGAAGACUACAUUACUGAGAAGCUCUGGCAUAAUGCACUCACAUCAUGGGCUGUGCCUGUUGUUAUGGGGCCCCCCCGUGAUAACUAUGAGCGUUACAUACCCCCUGAGUCAUUCAUCCACGUAGAUGACUUUCCAACUGCUAAGGAACUUGCUGAUUAUCUACACGCGCUUGAUAAAGAUGAUAAUAAAUACAUGCAAUAUUUCAACUGGAGGAAAAUUCUAAAACCGAUAGCGCCUGAGGGUUGGGACGUCCAUUACUGCAAAGUCUGCAAAGCUUUAAAAGAAGCACCAUCGUAUAGGACUUUUCCAAGCAUUACAAAGUGGUUUAAGUAAAACGAUACACGUUAAUGAAUUGAACAAUAUAUUGCUCCUAUGAAAUAACCCUUAGAACAGUAUUUUAGUGGUGGUGGCUUACUUUCAGGUUAACUUUUAGCAUGUUAUAGAACAGCCUAUUCCUAGUAACUUUUCAAUUGGGUUUCAUUUUUUAUUUUUUAAAUGACUUCUAUUUUUUAAAUUUCUUCUGAUUCUUUCCAGCUUUUAAAUGGAGGUCACUGACCACAGCAGCCAAAAGUGAUUGCUCUGUGAAGCGACAAUUUUAUCGUUAUUGUUACUUUUUAUUACUUAUCCUUCUAUUUAGACCCUCUGCUAUUCAUAUUCCUUCCUCUCUUUCAAACCACUGUUGGUUGCUUUAAAUUGAACCCUAGCAACCAGGUAGCUGCUGAAAUGCCAAAAUGGAAAAGCUGCUGAACAAUCCGCUAAAUGAUUAAAAAAGCACAAAUAAGAAAUCAGAACCAAUUGCAGAACAGCACUCCGUAUAUAAUAAAAGUUCAUCAAAGGGGAACAACCUCUUUGAAGGCUUUGUUCAGUGUAAAAAUAAAAUGUGCAAAAUGAAAAAAUGUACAAAGG